Messenger RNA from Adineta ricciae, 744 nucleotides. Lineage: Eukaryota; Metazoa; Rotifera; Eurotatoria; Adinetida; Adinetidae. The record is from the annotation of a GenBank genome assembly.
AUGCCUCAAAAAUCGAAAAGAAGAUCUCAAUCAACUCCAACUAUACAAAGUCGUUGGGCUAAGAAAAAUGUUGAUGAAUUAGAUGAUGCUUUUGUUCCGUAUAUCCCGACCGAUCUGCAUGACUCAAAUGAAAAUAAUAAAGAAAAGAAUUGUUUAAAGAACAAAAUGAGCGUUUUGGAUAUUGGAAACUUAUUUGAGGCAUUAUCGGAAGAGACUUCCAUUCGGCCGAUAUCUGUAUUAAUUUAUUUAUCAUUGGUCUAUUUCGGGAUACCUUGGCGAGAUAUUGAUUUAUUUUUAAAAGCGAUCGGUGGGCUCACUGCGAAGACUUGCAACAAAUGGAGUACAUAUAUAAUCGAACAAUACUUAGAAGAAUUUCUGCAAGACAACAGAGGUGGUAAACGCACCCACACCCUCAAAAGAAAUCAGCAAUUGGAAUCACCGUGUAAGAUUUGGUUGGAUUCAACGGUGUUGAAAAAUGUUGAAUUACGACAGCGACUUGAAAAGUUCAAUCAGAACGGUCGUGUAUUUGAAAAUGAACAACGAUGUGCACAUUUUAUCCAAUCAAAAUCGAAAUCUAAUCGACUCAUCUUAAUUAACAACGGGAGAUUAUUGAGAAAAUUUCAUUCAUUGUUCGGAGUUAAGGCUCAUCAAUGUCAACUGCCGAUUCGUGUUUACUGUUCACAGUUCAUGUGGAAAGAUGAAAUUGAAAUAUUAGAAAAGUCUUUAGGAGGUUCUUUUCAAUGA